UGAGUGCAAGCGGGAGCGAGUUGCGCUCCGAGGAUCGCCUGACAAAAAAAAAAAAAAGUCACUGAACCGUUAUGCGCCAUAAAACUGGAAUUGGGUGAUGCUACCGAGACACUCUGCGGCCAGGCGGCACACGGCACAGUUCUUUGAGUUCUGAUGGUGCUUUCGUGCUCAUCCUCGUAAAACUCAGCGACGACAGUGACGCAGCGGCUGUCGCCCCUUUCGGCUCAUCGAGCUGACCACAACUGCCACGGGCGUGGUCUUCGGACGACGAUCACGGACGUACACGCGUGCGAACGCUGAUCUGGACUGCCCUCGUUGAUCUGAAACCGACCGCAGUGUUUUUAUUGGACUGGUCAUGAGGACUCUCACGGUGGCCGUGCUGCUGUGUGCGGCCGUCGUGCUGGUGUCGUGCCGGCGGCGCUAUCGCAUCCGCUACCUGGAUGCUGACGACGUCGACGAUGCACCGGUGGUGUUUCGGCGGGGCCGGAGCCGGGACCUGCUGCGAGACCUGGAGGCUGUGGCCAGUGGUUCAGACCGCCCCGUGUACGUGAUACGCAGGCGCAAGCCCAAGGACCGCCGCCCACUUGGACAUAGCAGCCGUGAGCGGGUGCGCUUCGAGGAGCCACCGGAGGAUUUCGACGCUGAGGAAAGCAGGCGGCCGAUGCCACCACUGCCUGGCCAAGAUCCAUUCCGCCCAACUUUUGUCGUCCAAGGCACGUACGCCCUGCACCCCAGGUCUCAGAAGUUGAUGCCCUACGAAGGCGAACACCCGAUACCCAUCCCUCGAGAAGUGUUCUCCCAGAUUUCGUAGAGUGCCGCCAGGCAGGCCUGGAAGGCACCGUUUCCCUACAGAGGGCAACUGAGACGUCAGGGUAUCGAGUGCACAACCAGCGACAACCGCUGCAGUGCAGAAAAGCAAAUGAGCAAAAUGUAUUAACCUUUUCAGGGCUGGAAACCCGCGGGAACGGACAGAAGGCAUUACAGUCGCUCACCUGAUACGAGAGUGGUAUUCAUAAAAAAAAAAAAAAAUGUCGCGCGUUGGCUUUUGACGCGGGCGUCUUAUAUUGCACAUCACACUUUUGCUGUUAUUUUUUGUUUUAUUGUUUUUUAGUUUUUUGGCACAGGGCAAAUGUCUGAUAGUGUCAUCCCAGUAAUUUCUUUUUUAAUUUUUCAUGAAACCAAAUAAUUCCAGUUGUGUAUACAUUUUUCGGUAGAGCAUAACGCUUCGGUGAACAAAUAAAUACACAAAAAGGUUUUGUUCUUUUUCUGCAUUACAUCAUGACUAAGAGGUACCAUCUUGUGCUGUCUUUGACUGAGGCUCAAUAUAGGGUAUAUUUAUUAUACGUACCUCACUGACAGCGCUUUGCCUUUGCCCAAGCAUCGCAUUUUGUGCGGACCUUUCAAUAAAGACUUUUUCAUGUGCAAGUUGAA
Molecule: messenger RNA, 1431 nt
Organism: Rhipicephalus microplus (southern cattle tick)
Lineage: Eukaryota; Metazoa; Arthropoda; Arachnida; Ixodida; Ixodidae
Source: RefSeq, a predicted model, not a curated record